Lactuca saligna is the source of this 708-nucleotide messenger RNA. The record is from the annotation of a GenBank genome assembly. Lineage: Eukaryota; Viridiplantae; Streptophyta; Magnoliopsida; Asterales; Asteraceae.
AUGGAUAAUCAGAGAUCAGUUCGGGAUUCAUUUGCUGAAUAUUUUGAGGAUUGGGAGGCUCAACACAGGAGCUACCUCGACAAGCUCGUAGCCAUAGCCACUCAAAAUGAAUCCGAAGAAGAUUCAGUGAGGCACUUGGUCGACCAGGUUUUGUGCCACUACCAGGAGUACUACGAUGAGAAAAGCAAAGCAGCUGAGUCCGAUGUUUUUCUCAUGUUUUCUCCUCCUUGGUUCAGUUCUUUCGAGCGGACGCUUUUAUGGGCAACUGGGUUUAGACCAUCGGUGGCGUUUCGGUUAAUUAGGGAGUCGGUGGGUGGGGAAUUGAGUGAAGAACAGAAUGAGAGGAUUGCGGCGGUGAGAGAGAAGACACGGCGGUUGGAGAGGGAGAUUUCGGAGGCUCUGGCGAGUGUCCAAGAGAGCGUUGCGGCACAGCCGUUCUCCGAUUUGGUGAAGAGGGAAGCGAGAUUGGUUGAUGGGGAGGCGUCUGAAAUGGAAGAUGCAUUCGGGGAAUUGAAGGCGGCGAUGCUGGCUGUAAUGAGAGAUGCUGAUUGUCUCCGGCAACAUACCGCCGGAGAAGUGUUGGAGGUGCUGACUCCGGCUCAGAAGGUGAGGUUUUUGGCCGGAACUUCGCAAUUUUGGCUUCAGUCGAGGAGACUUGGUAUGGAGAGAGAUAAACGGAAUGAAAUUUCAAGAAAAGCCAUCACUUAG